AUGGCGGAAGAGGUUGCGCGUUCGCGACAGUAUGCGUACCAGCAGAACUCCAAUCUGGUACUACAGGCCGACAGUGAGUCGCGCAGACGGCCUGAUGAACCAACAGGCGAGGUGGAGUCGCUUGCUGGCAAAAUAAAUUACCGCAUGGGCGACCGCGCCCAGAAAGCCACACCACAGACCAGUCGAAAGCGAAACAGAGGCGACACAGAUGUGAAUACCACGCAAAAGACGAAAAAGCGACGAGGCGAUGCGAACGAUAGAGGAAGCGGCAUCCUAUAUACGGCGAUGGACGGUCAAACCGUUGCCAAGAGUAAUAUCUUAAAGGAAAGUUCGGCGUUUGAGUCGGCUGCGUACAGACCAAAAAAUCCUGCUAGCCAAGACGCGUACGAGCAGAUAUUGGGUGUCGUGGCUCAACAGCUUGGUGCCCAACCAGGCGAGAUUCUGGCCGGCGCGGCGGAAGAAGUUUUAUUUAUUUUGAAGAACGACAAUUACAAAGACGAUGAGAAACACAAGGAAGUGCAAAAAUUGCUGAACACCAUCCCAACACAUAAGUUCAGUCUGCUAGUGGCUGCAGGCAAGCGAAUCACAGACUUUUUUUCGGGAAAUGAGGAGAAGAAAGCAAGUAAAGAUGAAGGAGAAGACUCAGCCGCUCUAGAAACUGAAGGACGCGAAGCGAUGAAAAUAAAGGACGGCUACGACAAUGAAGACGAUGAGGACGCUAAGUAUCGAAUGGAUGUGCAAACUAUAGAUGCGUUUUGGCUCCAGCGUGAGCUCUCCAAGUUUUAUAAGGAUGCUGAGGUCAGCUCCAAGCUGUCGGAAGAGGUGCUGACUAUUUUGAAGGAUUCUGGAGGGGACCUUAGUGCCUGCGAGAACCGGUUGGUUUUGCUUCUAGAUUACGACAAAUUUGAUUUUAUCAAGUUGUUACUCGAAAAUCGAGCCAAGGUGCUUUACUGUACGAAACUGAAACAGGCGCAAAACGAUGAAGAGCGUCGCAGAAUUGAAGAAGAGAUGGUCGUUGACGAGACGCUUUAUGACGGUGAAGGACAGACAAUUCUGAAUCAAUUGCGCACGACAGCGUCGGCUGACUCGUGGAUGCAGGAUCGAAUGGGUGCCAUGGAAACAACAUCUCGCGCCGAGGCCAACAAGCUGCGUAAGCUUCAACAAAAGCCCGGUGUGCAGCGCGAUCAGGCUUGUGGUGACGAGUUAGAAAAUGAUGUAGACAUGGACGGCGUGUCUAGCGAUGCUUUAACAAAAGAAGGAAUAAAUGCAGAGACAAACAAACCGCAACACUAUGUUGAUGUUGAAUCACUUGCCUUUCAAGAAGGUGGCCAUUUGAUGAGUAAUCGUGAGUGCCGUCUUCCGGAAGGUACGUGGCGCGCACAAAAGAAGGGAUAUGAAGAAGUCCACGUUCCUGCCGUUCGCACAAAACUGUCUGCAGCUGAAGAGAAGACGCGUAUAAAAAUCUCGACGCUUCCCAAAUGGGCUCAUGACGCGUUUAAAGGCAUGGAUUCGUUAAACCGCGUGCAAUCAAAGAUGUUUCCCGUAGCUUUCGAAUCGAGUGAAAAUUUGCUUUUGUGUGCUCCGACAGGUGCUGGUAAAACAAAUGUUGCCAUGCUAACGAUUUUGCAUGAGAUUAUGAAGGCUCGUGAUCCAGAGACCGGUGAGAUCGACCUGAAUUCGUUUAAGAUUGUAUACGUGGCUCCCAUGAAAGCCUUGGUGCAAGAAGUGGUGCUUAACCUUUCUGCGCGAUUGUCAAGCGCAUAUAACAUGCAAGUGCGAGAAUUGUCGGGUGAUCAGAACUUAUCCCGAGAGCAAUUGUUUGACACUCAAAUUAUCGUUACUACGCCCGAAAAGUGGGAUAUAAUCACCCGAAAGUCCGGGGAUGAUCGAACAUACACUCAGCUCGUGCGCUUAAUAAUCAUUGAUGAAAUUCACCUGCUUCACGACACUCGUGGCCCCGUGUUAGAAGCAUUAGUCGCGCGCACGAUUCGAAAUGUGGAAAUAACUCAGCAAAUGGUACGUCUGGUGGGGUUGUCGGCUACGCUGCCAAACUAUGAAGACGUUGCAGCAUUUCUUCGCGUGGACCCUGCGAAGGGACUGUUCUACUUUGAUUCAAGUUACCGUCCUGUACCUCUGCAACAGCAGUAUAUUGGUAUCAUAGAGAAGAAGGCAGUCAAGCGAUUUGUAUUGAUGAACGCAAUCUGCUACGACAAGGUUCUGGAACAAGCAGAGUUAGAUAAUCAAGUGCUUAUUUUCGUACAUUCUCGAAAAGAGACUGCGUCGACAGCUCAGGCCUUGCGAGAUUUGUUUGUGGAGAAUGACACACUUGCCCGUCUGAUCAAACCAAAUUCGGCAUCCAGCGAAGUUCUCUUACAGGAAGCUGAAAAGAUUGAGCGCAAUGAUGAUCUCAAGGACCUUCUUCCGUAUGGAUUCGGUAUCCACCACGCUGGCAUGAAGCGACAGGACCGUUCAUUAGUGGAAAAUACGUUUGCUGACGGUCAUUUAAAGGUACUGGUCAGUACGUCAACGCUAGCGUGGGGUAUUAAUCUACCGGCGCACACGGUAAUAAUUAAGGGCACGCAAGUUUACAAUGCUGAAAAGGGUGAUUGGUGUGAGCUUAGUCCAUUGGACAUUUUGCAGAUGCUGGGUCGUGCCGGUCGCGUUCAAUUUGACACGCAAGGAGAGGGCAUCAUUAUUACACAACACUCGCAUUUGACCUACUACUUGUCACUGAUGAACCAGCAGCUUCCAGUCGAAUCACAAAUGAUGGGCAAGCUAGCUGACAAUUUGAACGCUGAGAUUGUAGUCGGUAGCGUGCAGAAUGUGACACAAGCAGCAACGUGGCUGGGGUAUACCUAUUUGUUCAUCAGAAUGCUGCGUAACCCAACACUUUACGGCAUCUCCAUUGAUUUCCGCAAUACUGAUCCAACACUUCUGCAGUACCGUAUAGACUUAGUUCACUCUGCGGCAACGUUGUUGGCAAAGCACAACUUAAUCAAGUACGAACGACGCUCAGGAUUGUUCCAGACAACCGCCCUCGGUCGUGUGGCCAGUCAUUACUACAUUGCACACGACUCGAUCAGCACUUACAACGAGUAUCUCAAACCGCACAUGUCAGACAUUGAGAUUUUGCGGCUUUUCUCGCUCUCGAAUGAGUUUAAGUAUGUGAUCGUCCGAUCAGAAGAAAAGCUAGAGCUUGUGAAGCUACUGGAACGUGUGCCUGUACCUGUAAAGGAGUCGUUGAUGUCUUCUGCCCUUGGCAAUGUGGUUGCUGGAAGUGGUUCGGCCAAGGUGAACGUUUUGCUGCAAGCUUACAUUUCGCGUCUGAAGCUGGAUGGAUUUGCUCUUUUGGCGGACAUGGCUCACAUACAUCAAUCAGCAGCGCGUAUUUUCCGAGCACUAUUUGAAAUUUGUUUAAAUCGAAGCUGGGCAUCGCUGGCCGAGCGAAUGCUUAGCUUCUGCAAAAUGGUAGACAAACGUAUGUGGCUCUCACAUUCUCCUCUUCGUCAAUUUGCUCCUGCUAUUUCAAAGACAAUUUUGAAACGAAUUGAGAAGAAGGACAUCUCGUGGGAAAAGUACAAUGACCUGGAACCUGCUGAUCUAGGUCAGCUCAUUAAUAACCCGCAGUAUGGUAAGCAGCUCUAUAAAAUAAUUCAUCAGUUUCCUAAACUUGAGCUCUCAGCUCACGUACAGCCGAUCACUCGCUCAAUGCUGAAGGUGGACUUGGUUGUGACACCUGAUUUUGAGUUUAACCGGGAGGUUCAUGGUAAUGCGGAAGGCUUUUGGGUGUUUGUUGAGGAUGUGGACGGCGAGACUAUACUUCACUACGAAUGGUUGCUCAUUAAGCGUCGCUUUGCCUCACAAGAAAUGUAUCUAAGUUUCACGAUGCCGUUGUUCGAGCCCUUGGCACCGCUGUACUAUAUCAAGGUCAUAUCAGACAAGUGGAUCCAUUGCGAAAGCUCACUGCCGGUAUCGUUUCACAAGCUCAUUUUACCACAAAAAAACGCGCCCCCAACUGAACUGCUUGAUCUUCAGCCUCUUUUUGUCAACAACAUCCUUUUAAAGCUGGUCAGGGGCAACAAGACGACGGCAGAAGCUGUGCUAAAAUCGCUAUCGAACUCGCACAACGUUCCGAACCCUUGGCGGUUUAAACGUUUUAAUCCAACGCAAACACAAGUAUUGCCACGUUUACUAGAGUCCGAAAGCAAUCUUUUCAUUGGAUCUCCACCAGGAAGUGGUAAGGGCGUGCUCGCAGAAUUGGCUAUAAUGAAAACUCUGCUCUCUUUGGGCCAGCCUGACUCAAAGAGCGAUGAGUUUGGUGAUCACUUGAUCGUGUACUUGACUCCUAAAGAGUCGAUGUGUCACCAGAAGUUUGAUGAUUGGAAUGCUAAGUUUGGGGAAGAAGGUUUUUGGCGACAAAAUGUCGUGGAGCUCACAGGAGAUUCUACCGCAGAUUUGCGUUUACUAGCAUGUGCAAAUAUUUUACUGGCGACACCUACGCAAUGGGAUGUUCUGUCUCGACGCUGGAAGCAGCGGAAACGCAUUCAAAGCAUCAGUCUGCUCCUUUUGGACGAGGCUCAUUUUGUGGGUGGUGGGGAGUAUGGUCCCACAAUUGAAGUGGUGAUGUCGAGAAUGCGAUUUAUAGCAGCUGAUAUGGAGAAGAAAAAGACAGAAGCUGGUGAGCAGGGUAGGCGUAUGCGGAUUUUGGCUUUGAGCAACUCCUUAGCAAACGCUCGAGAUGUUGGCGAGUGGCUUGGUGCAAGUGUGCCUGAUGGCAUUUUCAACUUCCAUCCCAACGUUCGUCCACAGCCUUUAGAGAUUCGCGUUCAGGGAUUUGAAAUUAACGACUUCUCGUCCCGUAUGCUGGCGAUGGCAAGACCAUUAUACAACACUAUCGCGAACCAAGCAGAGAGGAAGCCUGUUGUAGUCUUUGUACCCUCUGCCAAGCAGGCCCAGUUAAGUGCGAUUGACUUGAUCACUUUCGCGCUGGCUGAGAAUGAUCCGCAUAAAUUUGUGACUCAAUCAGUAAAUGGUGCGGUUGAGUUGCCAUCGGAAGACGCAGCUUUGCGGCAUACCAUGGAAAACGGCGUAGGAUUUUGUGCUGAUACAAUUUCGUCCCGGAAUCAUGAGUAUGUAAUUGAUUGCUUUGCGGCGGGCAAACUUCAGGUGCUGGUGGUCCCUCAGUCUCUGGCGUGGGAGCUCAGAAGCGUGCAGAUAAGUGCGUUUAUGGUGGUAAUAAUGGGCACGCAAUACUAUGACGGUCGAGAGCAUCGGUAUGUUGACUAUCAGCUCGCUGAUGUGUUUCACAUGACGAAAUUUGCAAAUCAUGCUUCCUCAGCUGCUGUCAAGUGCAUAUUGUUUUGUCAUGCUACGAAGAAAAAGUUCUAUGCUCAGUUUCUGUACGAUCCGUUGCCUGCAGAGUCGCAACUUGAACACUUUUUAUGCGAUCACUUAAAUGCUGAGAUUGUGACAAAAACGAUUGAAAGCAAGCAGGAUGCAGUUGAUUACCUCACGUGGACCUUCAUGUAUCGUCGCUUUAUGAAAAAUCCUAACUAUUACAACCUGCAAGGCGCAACAAACGUACAUUUGUCCGACCAUUUAUCUGAGCUCGUUGAGACAAGUAUAAAUGCUUUAGAGGAGUCACGUUGUAUCCAAGUCGUGGAUGGAGAAGAGGACGACGAAGGUGAAGGUGAGGAGCGUCUUGUGCCCUUGAACCUGGGCAUGAUUGCCGCUUAUUAUUAUAUCAAGUACACGACGAUUGAACUAUUUGCAUGCAGCUUGAAGGCGGACUCAAAAAUGCGCGCACUUCUGAUAAUACUAUCGUCUGCUUCCGAGUUUAGCGACCUGCCUAGUCGACAUGGUGAAGAUAAGAAGCUAGAAACUCUUGCUAAGCAUCUUAAGUUUCCAGUAGCCGCUGGUGGUGAUUAUGGACAAGCCCAUGUAAAGACAAAUGUAUUGUUGCAAGUCCACUUUAGUAAGCAGCACGACCAUUUGAGCCCUGCGCUACGCCAAGAUCUAAAUUUCAUUCUGCGGCAUGCCAUUCGCCUACUGCACGCCAUGGUUGAUGUCAUCAGCUCAAACGGCUGGCUCAAACCUGCGCUAGCAGCAAUGGACCUUGCGCAGAUGGUUGUGCAAGCCCAAUGGAGUAGCGAGUCACCUUUGCUACAAAUUCCAUUCUUUACCAAGGAAACGCUCCGAAGUCUGGGUGAAAUGCAACUGGAAGAGGAGGUGGAGACUCCUGUCGAUAUCUUAAGUAUGGAUGAAGAUGCCCGCACCAAAUUGUUGCCUCUAGACACACAGAAAAUGUCAGUCGUUGCUAAGUUUUGUAACGCGUAUCCGGAUGUGACAGUGCAGGUGAAGGUGGAAAAAGACGGCGAAAAUGUGCCGCAGGGCUCGACGGUGAGCAUCAUGGUGCAGCUUGAUCGUGAUGACGCCGCUGAUGAGGAAAGUGACGAAGGCGAUGCAGCUAAGGAGUUGGGUCUGGUAAAUGCGUGCCAUUACCCCGUAAAAAAAGCCGAAAAUUGGUGGGUAGUGCUCGGCGACCCGAACAAAAAUACGCUGCUGGGCAUCAAACGAGUGCCUUUCGCGAGCUCUCGAGCCAAUGUGUCACUUCAGUUUGCUGCUCCUCAUGAAAUUGGUGCCCAUAAUUUCCAGUUGUACGUAAUCUGCGAUGGCUACGCGGGUUGUGAUCUGGAGAAUGAGGUUAAAAUUAUUGUUGCUCGAGGUGAGGAUACAGACGAAGAAGAAACUGACAAGGACAACUAG
Molecule: messenger RNA, 6765 nt
Organism: Plasmopara halstedii
Lineage: Eukaryota; Oomycota; Peronosporomycetes; Peronosporales; Peronosporaceae
Product: u5 small nuclear ribonucleoprotein 200 kda helicase-like
Exons: 2
Coding region: 1-6765 (2254 amino acids)
Cellular component (GO): nucleus
Molecular function (GO): ATP binding; nucleic acid binding
Source: RefSeq, a predicted model, not a curated record